This is a messenger RNA of Aspergillus calidoustus, 1611 nucleotides long. NCBI's taxonomy places the organism in Eukaryota, Fungi, Ascomycota, Eurotiomycetes, Eurotiales, Aspergillaceae. The record is from the annotation of a GenBank genome assembly.
AUGAAAGCCGCUCUUCUCUCCUCGCUCGCUGCCCUCACGGUGGUGCCGGGGCUGUGUGGAUUCUCCGUCCAUGAGAGCGAGAACCCGCACGUGUUGCAGCUGGGGAUGAGGAGGAACCGGCACGACAAUCCGGUUAGCAAGGAUCGCAGGCGAUUCAAGCGGCAGUCGGGGCAGUCGGUCGAUGUUGAUCUUUAUGGUUAUUCGAUGGGUGGAGAGUUGUACUCGACGAAUCUCACAAUCGGAUCGCCACCACAACGCACCGAGGUCUCUGUCGACACGGGAAGUAGCGAUCUCUGGGUCGUCUAUACGGAUAAUCAAAUAUGUGGUGCCGUCAACGCGAUGUGCGAUGAGCUCGGAACAUACGAUCCGUCAGAGUCGGAUACCUCACAGCCUCUCUCCGACCAGUUCCAAAUACAGUACGGCGACAUGUCAUGGGCGAGGGGAUACUACGCAAUCGACACACUCUCCAUCGCCAACGCCGAGCUCCCGGAAGUCCAAUUCGGCAUUGCGAUCGACUCGAGUAUAGACAAGGGCAUCCUCGGCAUCGGCUACCCAACCAACGUCGCCUCGCGCGAAAUCUACCCUAACCUCCCCUACAUGCUCUCCCGCAACAACAUCACAAACUCCAACGCCUACAGCCUCUGGCUCAACCGCCUCGGCGAAGACGAAGGCAACAUCCUCUUCGGCGGCAUAAACACAGCGCACUACACGGGCUCGCUGCAAACCCUCCCCGUCGUCCCCUACAACGGCGCCUACGUGCACCUCUGGCUGACGCUGACGGGGCUCGCGGUUGAAUCGGCCUCGGACGACGUCCACAAGUCCUACGACAACCACCCGGAGUUCCCCGUCGUUGUCCUCCUCGACUCGGGCGCGACAAUAUCGUACCUCCCCGCCGACAUUGUCGCGCAGAUCUACAGCGACCUCGACGUGCACUUCUUCGCAGAAGAGCAAUUCGGCAUCGUCCCCUGCGAUACCUACCUGACCGGCCGCGAAGACUACAACGUGACAUUCUCCUUUAGCGGCGUCGAGAUUCGCGUCCCGCUCUCCGAACUCGUCCUGCAGGACGCCCUCUACUACAACGGCGACUACCUGCACAUCGACGACGAGGAAUCGUGCAUCUUCGGCAUCGCGCCCUCGGUCGAUUUCUUCCCGAUUCUCGGCGACUCGUUCCUUCGGAGCGCGUAUGCCGUCUUUGAUCUCGAGAAUAAUGAGAUUUCCCUUGCGCAGGCGAAUUUCGAGCCCGGGGACGACCAUAUCCUGGAAAUCGGCGACGGCCAAGAUUCGGUCCCUGGCGCGACGCAGGUCGCGAACCCUGUAACCACUGCGACGCUUGUGCUGAGUGGGUCGUCGUUGGUUCUUCCCGAUGAUUUCACGAAUGAGCCGAUUUUUCCGAGUCGCACGGUUACGGUUGAUGCGUCGACGACCGCGGGGACGGGGCCUAGGCCAACCGAUGAUGAUGAUGAUGAUGGGGAUGACGAUGAUACGAGUUCUGGGGCGUCCGGGACUGCGGCGAACCCUGAGGAGUCCGGGUUUGCUGUUGCGGCGAGGGGGAGCGGGAACCCGUUGCUGUAUGCUGGUGUUGCGGGGGUGGGGAUCUUGCUUGGAUUGUAA